AUGGAAGACGAAGAUAGAUCAACCGCUUCUAUUCUUCGUUCGAUAACGUUCGAUGUUGAGCAAGAAGAAGGAAUCGGCGACGUCGUCGUCGCGAAUCAAACACAGGUAUUGGGUUCGUCUGUGAACAUCAAUCAAGAAUCGCAUCACGUCACAAGACCUUUUGGAGUUGAAUCACUGGCGGCGAAUGCGACUCAAGAUACGACAUUUGGGUUUGUAAUCGGAACAACUCAUGUGCUCGUUCAGCCCAACAAAGGGCAAAAACGUUUGAACAAUGGUGAUAUAUUGUGGAUAACCGAACCAAAAGCUCCUUUGGGUCGCGUGGAAGAGAUUCUUGGAUCUGAAUCAGAGCCUAUCUAUGUUGUUAGACUGUUUCCAGAGUGGGCUGCAGGGAUCAAUCGCGGUGUUCAUGUUGUGUUACAAGAGGAGUUUCCACAAGACAUUGAUGGAGCAAAGGACACAGAAACUCAGAGUAAUACGGGACAAAAAAGGGUGUUUAGUGAAGAGGAAUCUCAUGGCUCGAGAAAAAAGAUGCAGAACACAAACAUUGCUUUGGGAAGUUCUUCAAAUCAUCCUGGCUCUUCAAUGGCUCAUGUUCCUAUAGCCUCUCAAGGAUUUAACGCAGGACCAUCUACUAACCGACCAUCUACUAACCGUGGCAGAGAAGGUCAAUAUGGUAGAGCAAGAGGAAGCAGGAGCGGUCAAUAUCAACGCAGUAGUAGAGCCAUAGGAAGUGGGUCUAGCUAUAUGAACCGGCAACAACGGUUUGGUUUGCAGCAGGGAAUGCAUUCCACGACAUAUCAGCAGAACCAGAUGGGUGUUGCUCCCGAUCUAACCGAUUUUCCAGCUCCAAGGCUCCCACCAGGGUAUCUAAGUGAGUACUUGGCGAAAAUAACUGGUAGUCACAUGCCAACAACACAUCCAGGUGGACCGUCGGGAUCAACAAUACCCAGGCCUGAGCUAAAUUCAAAUGCAUUUCCUUCUCAGCCAUUUCAGUACCCGAAUCAUCAGGCACAGGGGCAAAUGUAUCCCCAAAUGCAGUCUCACAGCUCUGGGCGGUCUUUUUACCAAGGAGGACAAAUACCAACUGUAGAUCAGAACCCUUUCAACCCAGAACAUCGCUUUGGCCAGCCAAAUACAGUGCCAUGGCUUGAUGCAUCAUUACCUUCUCAGGGAUUUCAAAACCCGAACCAACAGCAAAUGCAGUCUCAGUGGUCUAACUCUGGACAGUCUUUUUACCAACCAAGACCAAUACAAACGCCACAACCCACUGUAGAUCAGAACCCUUUCAACCCGCAACAGCGCUUUGGCGUGCCAAAUACAGUGCCAUCGCAUGAUGCCUUUCCUUCUCAAGAGUUUCAAAACCAGAAUCAACAACAAAUGUAUCCCCAAACUCAGUCUCAUGUGUCUAACGUUGGACAGUAUCCUUACCAGGGAGGAAGAGGAGGAAGAGGACGUGGCUUGCAUGAGUAA
Molecule: messenger RNA, 1470 nt
Organism: Arabis nemorensis
Lineage: Eukaryota; Viridiplantae; Streptophyta; Magnoliopsida; Brassicales; Brassicaceae
Source: the annotation of a GenBank genome assembly